CACCCCGCCCACUUCCGGUGCGGCGGGCGGGCGGCUGAGGGAGGAGGAGGAGCCGCGCCGCCGCCCCUGCCCCGGGCCAGCCCCGGGAUGGUGUUGGCCGCGGGAGCCGGGCCCUGACGCCGCGCUCAGACUGAAGACAGCAGUAAUGCUCACUCUUGCAAGCAAGUUGAAGCGGGAUGAUGGUGUCAGAGGACCCCGUGCAUCCAAUCCAGCUUCUGAUUCCACUCGGAGGGUGUCUGUACGAGAUAAAUUACUUGUUAAAGAGGUUGCGGAACUUGAAGCUAAUUUACCUUGUACAUGUAAAGUGAAUUUUCCUGACCCAAACAAGCUUCAUUACUUUCAGCUAACUGUAAUCCCAGAUGAGGGCUAUUACCAAGGUGGAAAAUUUCAGUUUGAAAUUGAAGUUCCUGAUGCCUACAAUAUGGUGCCUCCGAAAGUAAAAUGCUUGACAAGAAUCUGGCAUCCAAACAUCACAGAGACAGGAGAAAUCUGCUUAAGUUUAUUGAGAGAACAUUCAAUUGAUGGCACUGGCUGGGCUCCAACUAGAACAUUAAAGGAUGUUGUCUGGGGAUUAAACUCUUUAUUUACUGAUCUUUUGAAUUUUGACGAUCCUUUGAAUAUUGAGGCUGCAGAACAUCAUUUGCGUGACAAGUUGUAGCUUCCAUGGAAAUAAAUAGGAUGCACUACUUCUGGAGCAGCCUUUGUAGAUGCAGCCUUAGACAAUCCACGUUAACUCAGUGCGUCCCAGGGGAGCCAAGAAGUCAGACACCCAUGGUUUGAAGGACUUUGUUUGACUCUUCCUUGAGAAGCAAUGUCCGACAGGUAGGAGUGCAGCCUGCAGGCAGCCAGCAAUUGCAUCAGGAAGUCAUCAUUAAUGCCACACAUCGUGGCCCUCCCUUUGCUUGCCCCAGGCAGAAGGAUCACACUUGUCACUGGAGGAAGGCUGCUGUCAGACUCGAUGUAAUUAUUGCUGGUAACAUCCAGGAUGUGAAGAGGCCAGUAUGCUGCUUCCAGCAGGCACUCCAGUCUGAUCCCUACCUGCCUUGUUUUAUUUCCUGGGAGCUUGUCAAGCUUUAAAGAACAUGCAGCUGAAUACCCCUACAGAAAAGUGGUCUUUUUGUCUUUUCUGUCUUUUUUUUUUCCCCAAUCAUAUUCUGCUACUGCCAGUGAAGGGAGACUUAAUUGUUCCCCUGCCUUUUCCAUGGCUACAUUGGUUGUGAGGCUUGAGCUGUUGUUUUGGUAUUUAACGAUGAAAUAUUUUGCAUCUAUUUGUGCAGGGGAUUUUGGUUCUAGUCCAGGUUUUAGGAAUCUUGGGUUUUCACUAGAGCUGCAGAAUUUUGGCAGUUCUGUUGUCACUGGCUAUUUCUAACCCAUCUGUUUUUAGGCAACUUUAUAUGCUGGGAUGACUGCAUUCGUGGGUUGUGUUAUAACUGCACGGGUGCUGUGCAUUUGUAAGAAUAUUAAUGAGAAAAUACAAGGGAGCUGGAAUGCCAUGCUGUGGUUAAACUUGACUCUGGAUGGUUCAUGACAUCCUGAGGCUGUCUUUAAUAGAUCAUCCUGACAGUAGCAGUUCUUAUUCCUGUCCAAAUCACAUUUUUCUGAUUCUUCAUAACAGUAAUGCUAACACACUGGCAAAAAUCCUCCAAAAGACACCAGGGACAGGAUUGCCAGCCUCAUCUCACCUGGGGUAACAGUAUGUUUUCAUGAAUAAAUAGACAUAAAUCACACAGACAGUGCUAGCAGCAGGGAUGCUUGAGGCCAGGAGCUGUUGGGGCAGGUUUUUACUAUCAGUUAAUAUCUGUUUCCCCCCCCCAGAAAAGAAAAUACUAUUUUGCUUUUGCAUUUUGUUUUAAUUAAAGGCUACUCUUGGUAAUAAAAAGUUUUACUUUAGGAUUGUUUCUGUGGAGAUGGAUUCAUAGUGGUCAUGUUUUUAUGGAAUCCGAAGCUGCCCAUUAGGUUUCCUCUUAAUUGCCCUACAUAACCUCAGUCUUUAGGAAACUAAGCUUAAAAAAUGUCCUCCUCCCAGUUGCGUGCUGUCUUUGGAGGCUGUUUUAAUGAGUCUUCUGAGAUGAAUGUUUUCCUUGAAUUGCUUGAGGAAAGUCUCAUCCUCACAACUGUAAUUCCAUUAGAAAU
Messenger RNA from Phasianus colchicus (ring-necked pheasant), 2133 nucleotides. Lineage: Eukaryota; Metazoa; Chordata; Aves; Galliformes; Phasianidae. The record is from RefSeq and is a predicted model, not a curated record.